AUGAGUUAUUUAAGGGCUGAUGCGGCCAGAGGGCUCGUCGUUUGAAGACUCUCUCGGAAGAGAUAGCGUCUCUCUGCAACCUGCGGUCCCAGCAGAGAAACCCUGUGAUCCCUGUUCCAGGCGACAUGGAGCACGACUCACUCUCCUCGGGGGGUGAGUGGCACUUCAACCGCUUUUCAAAACUCACAUCUUCUCGGCCACAUGCAGCUUUUGCUGAAAUCCAGCGGACUUCUCUCCCUGAGAAGUCACCACUCUCAUCUGAGACCCGUGUCCACCCCUGUGAUGAUUUGGCUCCUGUGGCAAGACAGCUUGCUCCCAGGGAGAAGCUUCCUCUGAGUAGCAGGGGACCUGCUGCGGUGGGGGCUGGGCUCCAGAAUAUGGGAAAUACCUGCUACGUGAAUGCUUCCCUGCAGUGCCUGACAUACACACCGCCCCUUGCCAACUACAUGCUGUCCCGGGAGCACUCUCAAACUUGUCAUCGUCACAAGUGCUGCAUGCUCUGUACUAUGCAAGCUCACAUCACACGGGCCCUCCACCGUCCGGGCCAUGUCAUCCAGCCCUCACAGGCAUUGGCUGCUGGCUUCCAUAGAGGCAAGCAGGAAGAUGCCCAUGAAUUUCUCAUGUUCACUGUGGAUGCCAUGAAAAAGGCAUGCCUUCCCGGGCACAAGCAGGUAGAUCCUCACUCUAAGGACACCACCCUCAUCCACCAAAUAUUUGGAGGGUACUGGAGAUCUCAAAUCAAGUGUCUCCACUGCCAGGGCAUUUCAGACACCUUUGACCCUUACCUGGACAUCGCCCUGGAUAUCCAGGCAGCUCAGAGUGUGAAGCAAGCUUUGGAACAGUUGGUGAAGCCCGAAGAACUCAAUGGAGAGAAUGCCUAUCAUUGUGGUCUUUGUCUCCAGAAGGCGCCUGCCUCCAAGACGUUAACUUUACACACUUCUGCCAAGGUCCUCAUCCUCGUAUUGAAGAGAUUCUCCGAUGUCACGGGCAACAAACUUGCCAAGAAUGUGCAAUAUCCUGAGUGCCUUGACAUGCAGCCAUACAUGUCUCAGCAGAACACAGGACCUCUUGUCUAUGUCCUCUACGCUGUGCUGGUCCACGCUGGGUGGAGUUGUCACAACGGACAUUACUUCUCUUAUGUCAAAGCUCAAGAAGGCCAGUGGUAUAAAAUGGAUGAUGCCGAGGUCACUGCUUCUGGCAUCACUUCUGUCCUGAGUCAACAGGCCUAUGUCCUCUUUUAUAUCCAGAAGAGUGAAUUGGAAAGACACAGUGAGGGUGUGUCAAGAGGCAGGGAACCAAGAGCCCUUGGCCCUGCAGACACAGACAGACGAGCAACGCAAGGAGAGCUCAACAGAGACCCCUGCCUCCAGGCACCCGAGUUGGACGAGCACUCGGUGGAAAGAGACACUCAGGAAAGCACCUUAGACCACUGGAAAUUCCUCCAAGAGCAAAACAAAACGAAGCCUGAGUUCAACGUCAGAAAAGUCGAAGGUACCCUGCCUCCCAACGUAGUUGUGAUUCAUCAAUCAAAAUACAAGUGUGGCACCAAAAACCAUCAUCCUGAACAGCAAAGCUCCCUGCUAAACCUCUCUUCGACGAACCCGACAGAUCAGGAAUCCGUCAACACUGGCACACUCGCUUCUCGGCAAGGGAGGACCAGGAGAUCCAAAGGGAAGAACAAACACAGCAGCAGGGCUCUGCUUCUGUGCCAGUGAUCUCAGUGGAAGUGCUGACCCACACGUAGGGGUGCACACACACACACACACACACACACACCCGGGCGCACACACACAGACACACACACACACAAAUACACCCACAAGCGCGCACGGAAUCACACAGGCACCCACACAAACACCUACACCGUCAGUCCUUCACAAAGCAAUGAGGAGCCCAAGUAUCUGCCUGUACAACGGGGACAACUGGAUAGUGAUGGCUGCGUCUCAGGAUGAGCCCACACAUGGGAAACAUCAAGUUUUGGGGUCGUGAGUCUUCCCAACCUGUGGAGGGCCUCUCUGUGUGUUUGCGUUCACGGUAGAUGACAUUCAGUGUGCAUUUCUAAACAUGACAUAUUGACGUGUGGGUUUGCCUGUCAGGUUAUUGCAGGGGACUGGGUUUACUAUUUUCUCUUCGGGUGUGUUCCAUCCGUCAGCUGUUGGUCGGCAGGAUGAAGGUGAAAUUAUGCUAAUGCGGGACAUCUGUGGAUCAUUCUCGCCACCUUGAAUAGUGGAAACUGGAAUGCAUUUGGAAGACAGGAAGGGUGUUCUUCGUUGGUACCCUGGCUCGCCGUUUUUACGUUGGUUUUUGAAUGGACCUCAGGCGCCCUAGGACUUGUGCUCUCGGUGGAACCCACAUAACGCCGGAAACUCACAGACCGACUUGCCUGUUUCACGGUGUCCACUUCCAACGAAUUGAAAUGAAAAAUUUUCCCACGGGCAUGUAAGUCGUUUGGAAGGAAGUCGUAGGGAUAACAAAGGAAAUCAAACACAGGAGUGUGUGUAUUCAACUAAAACCACAUCAGAAAGCCCUGAAGUAAAUCUCAUUUGGUGUGUUUACAAAUGGCAUUUGGGGAGAUUGCAGGUCAGGCGUCCAGCUGCGAAAGCUGCAUCUCUGAAGCACAGUCCCUGUCCUGUCAUCAGACUUCUUUAUCCGACGUGGUGUUUCAGUGGAAAUGAUUGCGGGAAAUGGCCCCUUCCUUUUCUGUAUUUGCUGAUGAGAUUUCACGGUCCCUUUCUCGUUAGGUGCAGUGACCAAAGUUGACCAACCCCUGAGGAAAGUUGUCCAGGGCACAACUCAGGGCUCCGUAGAACCACAGAAUCUUGGGGGCAACCCUGCUCGAGCACCCAAGUGCGCAUACCAACAGGGUCUCUGUGUGACGUUGUGUGAAAACUACAGUGUGAUGAGCAUGAUUCGCAGACAGGUUAUCGAUUGGGAUCACCUCUAAAUCAGUUAUGAGCAUUAAAGGACACCCAUGCCCAGGUCCCGCCUCCAGGAAGAAGACCCUCCAGCGUUUUGUGUGAAGCCACGGCAUCUGGAUUCCUCAUGCUUCUGGGGAUCAUUCUCCUGGAAAUGGUGGCUCCUUUCUCCCUGUGGAGCGUCUUUCUAAGCAGUGCUCCUUUCUUCCCCCAGGACGCUUUACCUCUGGCACGGGAAGCCUUCUGAUUGAGCACGCCUGGCCUCAUGAAAAGACAAGGGAAAGAAACGGGGCCAAAGGUCACAGUCCUCUCAUUCCACCAUCCUCCUUGAAACCAUCCCAAUUUCACGGGCCCAGAGGCCAGGGCUGUGUGUUUACACCUCGAGGCCUCGGCACCGGGCCUAAAUUCUGCCCCGUUUCUUCCUGUCUAACACAUUUUGGGAAAAUCCCUAGAGCCAGGAUCUUCAUUCCUGCUAAGCUAGGGAGCCUGCAGACACACCCAAAUUCUGUCCCUCUUAGUUCAGGGAACAUGUCCACUUUCAUCAUCAUUCAAAUUUGCACCAAAUGUGCUAACUGCAAUUCCACCACACAAUGCGUGACCACAAGUGGAGGCAACAUCUCAGAUCCUGAACAAUUGACGCAAGAAUCCAUGAGAUACACGGCUUAUUUUUGCCUUUUCCCACUGAAACGGGGGCCAGUGUUAACAAUGUUAGACAAUCCUCUGUUUCACUCCCUGUUUUUAAAUGUCUCCGAUGGUUUCUUCUUGAGACACGGCCUCACUCCCGCCACCCGGGCUUUUCUACGGGGUAGUUUUCCUUGUUUGCUUCUGUCAAAUUUACAACUUUUUAUUUCAUCCCUAUCAAUUGUUGAUCCAUUAGCACAUAGCUAUGAAAAUAUUAUCACCCAUGCUGUGAGAUACGUUGUUGUUAUGUUCAUCAUUUCUUUAAUAAACCGAAGCUUUUAGUUGGGA
This is a messenger RNA of Symphalangus syndactylus (siamang), 3884 nucleotides long. Its product is annotated as ubiquitin carboxyl-terminal hydrolase 17-like protein 22. The record is from RefSeq and is a predicted model, not a curated record. Gene Ontology annotation, molecular function: cysteine-type deubiquitinase activity. Gene Ontology annotation, biological process: regulation of apoptotic process; protein deubiquitination. Gene Ontology annotation, cellular component: nucleus; cytosol. NCBI's taxonomy places the organism in Eukaryota, Metazoa, Chordata, Mammalia, Primates, Hylobatidae.